Aureobasidium melanogenum CBS 110374 is the source of this 1692-nucleotide messenger RNA. Its product is annotated as Sodium/hydrogen exchanger. Gene Ontology annotation, biological process: proton transmembrane transport. The transcript is spliced from 3 exons. Gene Ontology annotation, molecular function: antiporter activity. NCBI's taxonomy places the organism in Eukaryota, Fungi, Ascomycota, Dothideomycetes, Dothideales, Saccotheciaceae. Gene Ontology annotation, cellular component: membrane. The coding region runs from base 1 to 1692 and encodes 563 amino acids. The record is from RefSeq and is a predicted model, not a curated record.
AUGCCGUUGGCCGCGCUUCCCUACCACGAACCUGGAACUGUUACCAUACUGAUCCAGGCAUCAUUUCUGCUCACCCUCAAUGGCAUCAACUGGGUUCUCGAUAAUGCCAUCUAUUGUGGCCUUGUGGGUCAGAUCCUGAUUGGAGUGGCAUGGGGCACACCAGGUGCGGACUGGUUGUCCCAGGAGGUACAAGAUACAGUGAUGCAACUAGGGUAUCUUGGGUUGAUACUUAUAGUCUAUGAAGGUGGCUUGUCGACAUCUUUCGCAUCUUUGCGGUCUAAUAUCCAUCUCUCCGGACUAGUGGCUCUUAUAGGUAUCACGUUGCCUAUUGGUAUGUCAUUUGUCCUGAUGGGACUGCUGGGAGCUACAACCGUCCAGGCUUUCGCUGCUGGAGCUGCACUGUGUUCCACUUCACUGGGAACGACAUUUACCAUUCUUAGCACUAGCGGUCUGGAUAAGAGCAGACUGGGUGUUAUUCUGUCUAGUGCUGCAAUGCUGGAUGAUGUGGCGGGACUUGUCAUGGUCCAAGUCAUAUCGAACCUUGGACGAUCUUCCGACUCUUUUUCGGCUGUGACAGUGAUUAGGCCUGUAUUUGUGUCCAUCGCAUUUGCAGUUGUUGUGCCUGCUAUUUGCUGGGCGAUUGUGAAACCGAUCACACAGCAUCUGUUCUCAAGAACCGAAAGCAAUGAGUCCAAGGACAAGGAGCACUCAAGACUUUCUAAGUGGGCUUGUACUCCAGUCGCAGCUUUUGCAGGUCACACCUUGGUUCUGUUGGGUCUUAUCACUGGAUCGAGCUAUGCUGGCACAUCAAACCUGUUGGCAGCUUACAUCGCUGGAGCCGUCAUCAACUGGUGGGAUGCUCUUGUCAGCACGACACUACAAGAACAACACUCAAGUUCUACGACAGCAAAGAAGGGGCGCAAAGAGAAGAUGCUUUCUCCUUCGACCGAAAGUCAAGUCAUAUCCUCGGGACUUUCAUCCUCUGGUUUUUCGACUCCUACGAAUAGGGAGACGGUCACCGGACGACCAAUCUCACAGACGCAUGAAAAACUGAAAGGCUCAGCGAUAUAUGAACACAUCUACGCACCAGCUGUAAACUCUAUACUCAAGCCGUUCUUCUUCGCGUCAAUUGGCUUCUCCAUUCCCAUCACUCAAAUGUUCCGGGGCGCUAUAGUGUGGCGAGGUAUCGUCUAUACCAUCCUCAUGAUGCUGGGAAAGUUAGCUUGCGGUCUUGUGCUCGUUCGUUCCACAGGCACGCCAGACAAAGUCCAAUUGCCCGAAGGUCGGCGAGCCACCGAGACGAGUGCAUCCACUGAAGCACCAAUUGGAUCCAGAAGCGAACAGCAGCAGAUGCAUUCAGCCAAUUCCAAACGGAAGAGACAAGCACCCCGCAAGCUGCCUAAACCACAAUCACUAUACCCAUCUCUAAUGCUAGGAAGUGCCAUGGUAGCACGAGGCGAAAUCGGGUUCCUGACCUCUUCAUUGGCAGAAAGUAAUGGCGUGUUUGGUAGUGCAGAAGGAGGUGGCAAUUCAGAUAUUUACCUUGUAGCUACCUGGGCAAUUCUGCUCUGCACAAUCAUUGGGCCUGUUAGUAUCGGCGCAAUGACAAACAGAGUCAGGAGACUUCAAAAGGUUAGAGGGAUGAACACAACAAAACCUGAUCCGCUCGGCGGGUGGGGAGUUGAGUGUUAG